Limanda limanda (common dab) is the source of this 1409-nucleotide messenger RNA. RefSeq names its product tumor necrosis factor receptor superfamily member 6B-like. The record is from RefSeq and is a predicted model, not a curated record. NCBI's taxonomy places the organism in Eukaryota, Metazoa, Chordata, Actinopteri, Pleuronectiformes, Pleuronectidae. Gene Ontology annotation, molecular function: protein binding. The coding region runs from base 13 to 873 and encodes 286 amino acids. The transcript is spliced from 5 exons.
AACAUUAUCAGCAUGCUCUUCUUACAGCUCCUCCUGCUCCCCGUGGUUCUCUCCGCUGUCCCCGCGGUCGAUCCUCUCCGCACCUUCCAGGUCCGGAGCCCUUUGACCGGGGAGGACCUGACGUGUGACCGGUGUCCUCCGGGCACCCACAUGACCGCGCACUGCACCGCCUCCACGGCCACCCAGUGCGCGCCGUGCCGCAGGGAGCACUACACCGAGCUGUGGAACCACCUGCCCCGGUGUCUGUACUGCGACAACUUCUGCACCGACAACCAGGAGGUGGAGACCGAGUGCUCGCCGGUCAGCAACCGGGCCUGUCGGUGCAAGGAGGGCUUCUACUGGGCCAGUGACUUCUGUGUGCGACACUCGGAGUGCGAGCCCGGGGAGGGCGUCCGGACCAAAGGUACGUCGCAGAAAAACACUGUUUGUGAACAGUGUUCUGAUGGCUACUUCUCCAACUCGUCUUCUGCUCUGGAAACAUGCGUGAGGCAUCAGGAAUGUGCAAUUGGACAGAUUGUGCUGCUUCCCGACUCAGUUUACCAUGACUCGGUGUGCGGCACCUGCGAUUCGCUUAAAAAUGGAGGUGAGCCACUCAGGACCUUCCUCUCGGACUUCUUCUCAAUGCACAGGAUGCGUGUGGUAAAGAUGAGGAGAUUUGUCAGCAGAUACAUCAACAGUUCGGCGCCCAGACAGAGAGGUGCUCUCAUGCAUCUGAUCACAGCGUGGCUGGCCCAGGCUCCAGAGGAGCAGCUGAGAAAACUGCCACAGAUGCUGAAGGACUCACACCUCAAAACCAUAGCAGAAAAACUGGAGAAGAGACUCAUGGAGAUCCAGCACAAGAUUCCAAACUGUAGCUUAAAUCUAUUAGACUGACAGCCCACGGUAUAUGUAGGAGUAUGACAUGUUUGAGACUAAUUAAAAGCCACAUACCUCAGUGUGAUACAGCUGAAUUUUUUUGCCUAUUUGAAAAGCACUUGAAUUUUUUUUUACCACAUUGUUUAUUUUCCUGUGAGAGUGUAUGCAUUGCCACGUGAUAUAUUUCUAGAAAUCAGUGAGGAAUAUAUGACAGAUACAUGAAAAGCAUAAUGAUGGACUGUUUCCAUUAAUUGUAUAUGGAUGUACUUACAUCUACAGAUUAAUUUAAAUAUUGAAUCAACGCUGCAAACAUUGAAAGAAUACUUCUAAACCAAAAUUCCGGUUACUAUUUAUCAGAGUAACCAAGCAUGGCUGUAAUGACCACUUGGUGUCGCCCUCUUCCAUCUUUACCUCUGGUCAUUGUAGACAUAUAUUUUAACAUAUGCAAAAUAGUUAUUUUACAAACACAGUGUUUUAUAAUCAUCUUUUCAUGCAUCAAAACCUGUUUCUCACUGACUCUGUGACCGUAAACCUGUCCAUCCAUCAUUCCACAA